Aspergillus calidoustus is the source of this 2811-nucleotide messenger RNA. Lineage: Eukaryota; Fungi; Ascomycota; Eurotiomycetes; Eurotiales; Aspergillaceae. The record is from the annotation of a GenBank genome assembly.
AUGACCCCGAAACCAAAAGUUGCCUUCAUCGGCCUCGGCGCCAUGGGCCUGGGAAUGGCCCUGCACCUGCUCGAGACCGGGUACACCGUCAGCGGCUUCGACGUGAACCCUAACGCCGUCGAGGCCCUAAAAGCCAGGGGCGGAAUCGCUGCCUCGAGUCCACGAGAUGCGCGGUCGACGCCUCAUUCCUCAUCUGCAUGGUCGCCAACGCAGCGCAGACGGAUCAAGUCCUAUUUGCGGAUUCUGCAAGUUCCGUUGGAGGAACGGUUUCGGGUGGACUUUGCGAGACUGGAUGUGCGGGUUGUCGAUUGCCCUGUCUCAGGGGGCACGGUGCGCGCCGCAAAUGGCACACUUACAAUCCUCUGCUCGGGCGCCUCUGAAGCCCUAACAGCAUCCGAACCCGUCCUCGACUCAAUGUCUGAAAGUCGCUACGUAAUCGCCGGCGGCCUCGGGAGCGCAAACAAAGUGAAACUCGUGAACCAGCACCUCGCAGGCGUGCAUAUCGCUGCCGCAGCAGAAGCAAUGGGUCUCGUUGCGCGUCUGGGAUUGAAUACGCGGGUAUUCCAUGAUGAAGUGUUGGGGAGUAAAGCGACGAGCUGGAUGUUUGAGAAUCGCGUCCCGCAUAUGCUCGCUGAUGACUGGACGCCGCAUUCUGCCUUGGGGAUUUUUGUCAAGGAUAUGGGAAUCGUCACGACAGAGGGCUUGAGCCAGAAUAUCCCUCUCUGGCUCGCUUCUUCCGCUGAGCAGCUGUAUCUCCUCGGUGCGCAGAUGGGGUAUGACCGCGAAGACGACUCGGGUGUUGCGAGGGUCUUCACUCCAAACAGUCCCUCGCGUGUGUCUACCUCGACGCAGACGGCGAGAAGUUUCAAUGACUCAAAAAUGUUUGAACAGGUCAAGAGUAUGCUCGAGACUGUCCAUACCGUUGCAGCAAUCGAGGCCCUGUCUCUGGGUAACAGUCUUGGGUUAUCAGCUCAUGAACUCGUGUCGAUUAUUUCCAAUGCUGCUGGUGCGAGCGAGGCGUUUAGAACCGUUGCACCGCUAGUCAUAGCGGGUGAUUUCAGCUCGGGGCCUACCAUUACAGAGACAAGGGAGAAGCUUAAAGAAAUCGUCCUAAUAGCUAAACGCCUCCGCUACCCCCUCCACCUCGCCGCAACAGCACUUACCCUCUACGAUCUCGCUGUUGUCCAGGGCCUGGGCGACGAAGGAAACGCCGCACUCUCCAAAUUAUGGGCGCAGCAGCCCUCAUCCUCACCAAAGAGCAAGAGCAAGAAAUUGGAACCAACAAAAUACUCUACCCUCCCCAAAUCCUCCACACUAGCAUCCCUCCCUCCCAUCACACAUAGCACAGAGAGCCUCCUCGAGGAAAUCCAAUCCAGCCUCCGCGAGACAAACACAAAGUUAGUGAUACUAGACGACGACCCGACAGGUACACAGACAUGCCACGAUAUCAACGUGCUAACGAUGUGGGACGUCGACCUCCUCGUGACGGAAUUCGAGUCGGAGUCGAAGGGAUUCUUUAUUCUUACGAACAGUCGCGCACUCGCACCAGAUGAAACGCGCUCUCUCGUCUCGGAGGUCCUAGCCAACGUGGGUCAGGCAGCGUCAAUCACGAACCAAAAGUUUGAGGUAGUCCUGCGCAGCGACUCUACGCUUCGCGGGCAUUUCCUGGAGGAACUCGAGUCCCACAUCGAGACAAUCGGGUCUCCGGACGCAUGGAUCUUUGCUCCCUUCUUUGAGCCUGGUGGGAGGCUUACGAUUGGGGAUGUGCACUAUGUCGCUGAAGGCGACACCCUCGUCCCGGCGGCUGAGACGGCUUUUGCGAAGGACAGGUCGUUUGGAUAUGCUUCUUCGAAUCUGAGGGAGUAUGUGCUUGAGAAGGCCGGUGGGAGGUUUACGAGAGAAGAUGUUGUUUCUGUGAGCUUGGAGGAUAUCAGGCUGGGUGGGAUCGAGGCGGUGUCCGCCAAGCUCCUGUCAGUGCCCAAGGGGGGCAUAGUGGUUAUGAAUGCUGCCGCGGAUGAGGAUAUGCUGCUAUUCUGUCUGGCACUGCUUGACGUGCAGAAGAAACACAACCUCCGCUUCGGCUACAGAACAGGAGCCUCAUUCGUCUCCAGCCGCCUCGGGAUUCCACGCAAGAAUGCUAUGAAGCCUAGCCAGCUCCGGCUCGCUGUGUCAAGCGGCGCUACGCAGGCGGGUGGAUUUAUCGUCGCAGGGUCAUACGUUCCCAAGUCCUCUCGACAGCUCGAGACACUGAUCCGGCGACGCGGGUCCGGGCUGGAUGUUCUUACAGUCGACGUGCCAGGGCUACUUGCAGAAGCAGCAACUCAACCUGAUAUCACGACAACGUUGCGGAACUCGAUUGCUCUACGUGUAAUUAUUGAGCGAGUUUCGACCACGCUAGCGGCAGGCAAAGACGUCCUGGUCAUGACGAGUCGCGAACUGAUGACGGUCGACACCACUUCCUCCUCUACAAGAAAACUAACAAACCUCGAAAUCAACACCCUCGUUGCGCAAUCCCUCGUAUACAUCCUGCGCAACCUAACGAUCCGCCCCCGGUAUCUGCUGGCAAAAGGCGGCGUGACCUCCUCGGACGCCGCGACGGCCGGGGUGUGUAUCAAGCGCGGGAGAGUACUGGGACAGGCGGCGCCAGGGGUGCCAGUUUGGUGGGCGGAGAGGGAGGAGGAUGUGAAGGGGUUGUCUGAGGGGGGAAGGGAGGAGGGCAAGUGGACCAAGUUGCCGCUUAUUGUUUUCCCAGGCAAUGUUGGAGACGAAGACACUUUGGCGGAUGUUGUGGAGGGGUGGGCAGUUGUGUAG